AGGCAGCAUCAGACAAAUUGGAGAGCGCCAGUUGUUGUUCCUCCUCGGAUCUCUCUCCUCUAUCUGCUGCUGGCUACUGCUGCUGCCGCCGAUGAUGCUGGGUCGUUGUUGUUGCUACUGUUGUUGUUGUUGUGGGAGCAAAAUAUUUUAACGCAAUUAGAGUCGGAGCAUCGUCGUUGUCGUCGCAUCACGGCCAAGAGCCAGAGCCAGAGCCAAAGCCAGAGCAAGAGCGAACGCGCACGCAGACGGACACGGAGCUCGGAUAAAUCGCAAGUAACGAGAAAACUAGAAAAAAAAGAAGCCCAAGAAUAGAAAAACGGUUUAUGUGUGGAAAAAAAUUAGUUUGCUAGCAGGGCUGUCACCGGAAAGUGUAAAAACAGUGUGACCAGCAAAAAAAAGACCUGUGCAGACUCAAUUAACUGUGAAAACCUGCUGCUUGCAAAGACAAAGCCACGCACUAACACACACACACUAACGCAAAGUGAGAGUGUCAAGGAAGGAAAGAGAGGGGCAUAGUGAAAGAUAGAGAGGUGAAGGUGAAGCUGAAGGAGAAGCGCGAACAAUUUGUUGAAUACGUCGGCACCGUCACAAAAGAACAAAAAGCGAAAGUGAACUCGAGCUCUCGAACUCGAACCAAAUGCAAAUUGAACUUAAACGGCAAAUAGUCCUUUAAUUUUACCAAAGUGCAGGCUAAAACAAAACUCUGAUCAAAUAAAACUAACUAGCUCCAAAGAGAAAGUUCCAAGCGAGGAAAAAAAAAACGGGAAAAAAGGGAAGAAAAUUGGCGGCGCAAAAGUUAAAAGGAGGGACAAAGGCGAUUAAGCAGCUUGCCAAGGACGAGGACCAACAGCGCGAAAGAUAUUUCCACACACGAGCAGACAGCCAGAGCCAAAGGAUUGGAUAUUGGAGACGGGGACACGGACGCUGAAAUCGCAGCUCUAAUAGAGCAGAGGCCAACACGUUCGGUGUAUAAUAUUUGAAAUCAAAGCGUUAGGGUCCAACCAUGACGACGCUGCACGUGAAUCAGAAGCUCAACAUGCGCACAACGGCUGUCAAAAUGAAAAGGACACGGCAUUCAGCAUCCUGUCCUUCCCGGAGUGCUCGUCUUCGACUCCGUCUAAGCUACAGCCACUGCUGCCACAACAUUCACAGUCACAGUCACAAUUUCAAUCGAAAUCCAAGUCCAAAUCCAAAACCAAGUCACAGUUCGAUUCCCAUGGCCGGAAAGUGUCACAAACAACCGGAAACUGGCCGGGCCAAUUGAUGCUGAGGACAUCAAGAGCAAGGCCAAGGAGUCAGCUGACACAAACUAAGAUAAUUCAAUCGCGUUUUCUACAUAUUUACGGUUUACUUUGCCUCGGUUCCUUGAUGGGUUGCAUUAGAACUAUUUGCGCUUCAAUUGUGCAGCAAACGGUUGCGGAAGCGGAUGGAGCAGAUAAAGAGCGGGAAGCGGAACCGGAAACGGGCGCAGGAGCAGGAUCAAGAGGAGCAGAAGCUAAAAGGAGAGCGGAAACAAAAGCGGAUGCGGAAGCGGAUGCCCGCAUCAUGGCAACGGGAAUUUGCAUUAUAAGACUGAUAACAUUAAAGAGAUUUCUAGAGAUUUCCACAACCGACGAACACAAUCAAAGGCGCCAGCAAUCAGCAACGUCAGCUGGAGUCACCAGCCCACGGAGUAGGAGGAGACAUCCCCAUCCACACCCGGGACAUCCCGGACAUACAGCCAACCAUCAUGCAGCAGGACACCCAGGACACCCGGAGGCGUGCUGGCGCCACCAGCUGACGCCGAGCACACUGCUAAUGCUCCUGCUGCUCACCAGCCUGUGGCCAGAUUGCUGCGACUGCCUCCAUGGUGGCAGUAACACCGUCAAGACCAAGUACGGUCUGCUGCGGGGGAUUGUGGUGCGCUCGUCGCCGUUGGUGGAGGCAUUCCUGGGCAUUCCCUACGCCUCGCCGCCGGUGGGCAGUCUCAGAUUUAUGCCCCCCAUAACGCCCUCUACGUGGAAAACGGUUCGCAGCGCGGAUCGAUUCUCGCCCGUCUGUCCGCAGAACAUCCCAAUACCGCCCAACGGGCCGGAGGCGUUGCUCGAGGUGCCGCGCGCCCGCCUCGCCCAGCUGCGGCGCCUGUUGCCGCUGCUCAAGAACCAAUCGGAAGACUGCUUAUACCUAAAUAUCUAUGUGCCCUACGAGACGCGCCGCCAAAGACGCAACAUCGAUGAUACUAACGGCGAACCGAAAACCAAACUGUCCACUGUGGUAUUCAUACACGGCGAAUCCUACGACUGGAACUCAGGGAACCCCUACGACGGCUCCGAGCUGGCCGCCCACGGCAAUGUCAUCGUCGUGACAAUCAAUUUCCGUCUUGGAAUCUUCGGAUUCCUCAAGACCGGCGGCAAGGAGAGUGCCCAAGGUAACUUUGGGCUAAUGGAUCUGGUGGCGGGCCUGCACUGGCUCAAGGAGAACCUUCCGGCCUUUGGCGGAGAUCCGCAGAGCAUCACACUUCUGGGCUAUGGCACUGGCGCUGUUUUGGCCAAUAUACUGGUGGUGUCACCCGUGGCGAGUGAUUUAAUUCAACGCACGGUUCUGGUGAGUGGAUCGGCCCUGUCGCCGUGGGCGAUUCAAAAGAAUCCACUUUUUGUGAAGCGGCGCGUGGCGGAGCAGACGGGCUGCCAUGGCGAUAUGUUGUAUGAUGACUUGGCCCCCUGCCUGAGGACGAAGAGUGUGGCCGAGUUGCUGGCGGUUAAGGUUGACCACCCAAGAUUCCUGGUGGGUUUCGCUCCAUUUGUGGACGGAACUGUCAUAUCGCCCGGCGCCAAUCCCCUGGGCAGCACCACGCUGCCCCUGGGUUCAGCUAUUGUUAGUACUUCAGGAAUUGAAUAUGCAAACUUUCCGAAACGAGACCUCAUUUUCUGCCUUACAUCUGUGGAGUCCUAUUUGGAUUUGAGUGCCCAGGACUUGGAGUUUGGCUUCAACGAAACGCGACGGGAUCGCAUCCUGCGUACUUUUGUGCGCAACAAUUUCCACUAUCAUCUCAAUGAAAUAUUUGCCGUCUUAAAGAAUGAGUACACCGACUGGGAAAAAGCCAUACGUAAUCCCUUGAGCUCCCGCGAUGCCACAUUGCAGUUUCUGAGCGACGGACACACGGCUUCCCCUCUGAUUAAAUUGGGCUACAUGCACAGCUUGCGCGGAGGACGAACCUACUUCCUGCACUUUAAACACAAAACCAUUGAGGAGGAAUACCCACAGAGAACCGGCUCUGUGCGAGGUGAGGAUGUGCCUUUCUGGUUGGGUCUGCCCAUGUCCCCGCUGUUCCCCCAUAACUACACCACCCAGGAGCGACAAAUUGGACGACUUAUGCUACGAUAUCUAUCCAACUUUGCCAAGACUGGUAAUCCCAACCAAUCCACUGUAAGGCCGACUUUGGCCAUUCCAAGCGAGGAAUUAGAUAACUCCCUGCACCAGCAGAAGAAACGCUCUACCGGUCUAACCCAUCCCAACCUCAGUGAAGCCCUGAACCUGGCAGUCCUCUACAACCAGCGUCGGAGCAAUGCCAUGCAUGAAAGGAGAUCCUAUAUCCGGCGAAGACUGCGGAGCAACGAUGCUUCCUUCACCCAGCUGGGCAUCUCAAGCGAAAGGGAUGUGGGCAGCUACGAUGGCGAUGAGCUUCCCUUUUGGGAUGCCUACGAUGUUGUUAACCAAUUAUACGUGGAACUGGGAAACAAGGCCAAUAUUCAGAGUCAUUACCGGGGUCAUAAGCUGUCCAUGUGGCUGAACCUCAUCCCUCAGUUACAUCGCCACUUCAACAUCAAUGACCAGUCCAUGAGGCAUCAUCAGUUCCAGGACGACAUGAACAACAGGGAUCUCUACGAAGGUGUUGUCCGUCCGCAACUUCAAACAAAACCGGCUGAAGAUGAGCACAUCAUCAUCACGCAAAGGAGUAGGACAUCAACAACAGCUCCACCACCUCCUAAGGACACCGCUUCUAACGCCACUCAGACCCUAAAUCCUUCGGCCACCGGAGCCACCACUACCACAACUGAUUGCAACAUCGAUGGGGCCAUGUCCGUGUCCGAAUUAACAACCACCCAAUCGCCGAAGGACAAUCAGACUGGGCAUGUUCGGGUGGAAACUCAAAAAGAUCUGGCCACUGCAUCCACGGGGAUAAUUGGCAACCUGGAGCUGCUGAGACGCCUGGGGGGCAAACAGUUCCAGAGCUAUACGACCGCACUAAUAGCCACCGUAGCCGUGGGCUGUUUCCUGCUCAUCCUCAACGUUCUGAUAUUUGCCGGCAUAUACCAUCAGCGCGAGAAGCGGGCCAGAGAUGCCAAGACCAAGGAGGAACUGCAGGAGAGCGACACCAGCAAAAACUCCAGCAUGUUGAAGCUGAAUGCUUUGAUCAGUGGUGGCGGCGGAGGAGGCCAUGGAGCCGGGGACAUGGCAGAUGCCUACACGCUCAGUGGCUCGAUAGUGGACAGUAAGGGUGGCGUGGGAGUGGUUUUCGGGGAGUACAGCUGCUACGAUGAGAAAACUAAGCAGCUAAAGGAAGAGAAGCUGUUGGUGGAGCUUCCUCCAGCUUCCUCUUCGGGCCAGACAUCCCUCAUGAUGGACUCUUGGGGACCUUGCUCCUCGAGCACAUUAGAUCUGUUGAAGAACAAGCCAGGGGAUCCCAUCGAGCUGGUCACCUACAACACUCUGCCCACGGUGAUGGAGUCCACAUCAGCACUAAGCAGCAAGCGGGGAUCUUUUGUGGAUGCCACACUGCAGUUCAACUGUCCCCAGCAAUUUGAUUAUGCGGUUCAGUCCUCGGAUCAGAUGUCCUUCAAGGCGAUAGAAGAGGCCGUCAAAGCGGCAGCUGUAAAUGAUUCGGAGAUCACCCGAGAUGAUGAUAUUCCCGAACCGCCGCCACCGCCAAGGUCCUUUAUUGCCGCCCAGCAACAGCAGCAGACGGGCAUCCUGCGGCAAACAGGAGCGGCGGGCAGCUCGAAUACGGGAUCGGGGAAUAGCAGCGGCAAAAAACGUGUACAUAUUCAGGAAAUCUCAGUCUAGCAAGCAUAGCCCAUCUAGUAGCCUUAUUUAAUGUCUCCUUCUGCUCAGUUACUCUGCCGAUCUUUGCCAACUAGGAUUGGCCACACACGCCAUUCUGAGAGGAAUCUCCCAUGGAAACUACUCGGUUUCACACAAAAUAGUUUAUGUUUUUAAGAUAAAACUAAAAUGUCUUUUGGAUUCGAAACAAACUACAACGUGUGGUGACCUAUUCGAGUUUGCGAAACUCGGCUUCUUUUAUUUUUCUCAAUUGAUUCGUAUUUUCAUUCCCACUGCCUUCAACUUCUAUU
Molecule: messenger RNA, 5330 nt
Organism: Drosophila bipectinata
Lineage: Eukaryota; Metazoa; Arthropoda; Insecta; Diptera; Drosophilidae
Gene: Nlg2
Product: Neuroligin 2
Biological process (GO): postsynaptic membrane assembly; synaptic vesicle endocytosis; chemical synaptic transmission
Cellular component (GO): plasma membrane; postsynaptic membrane; cell surface
Molecular function (GO): signaling receptor activity; neurexin family protein binding
Source: RefSeq, a predicted model, not a curated record